Camelina sativa (false flax) is the source of this 1150-nucleotide messenger RNA. Its product is annotated as enoyl-[acyl-carrier-protein] reductase, mitochondrial. NCBI's taxonomy places the organism in Eukaryota, Viridiplantae, Streptophyta, Magnoliopsida, Brassicales, Brassicaceae. Gene Ontology annotation, biological process: fatty acid metabolic process. Gene Ontology annotation, cellular component: mitochondrion. The record is from RefSeq and is a predicted model, not a curated record.
AUGGCAUUCCUCCAUUCCGUCGAUACGAUUACCCUGAAGUCCGGUGAAACGGAAAACCUCAAAUCCGCAUUGUGCAGUGCGGGUGACAAAUCUGGGACCAUUCAAACUUCGCCUACUGAUGACAACCAAAUGGUCGAGAACGCAGACACUCUUGGAAGUGCAACAGUUCCAAAAGUUCCCAAUUGUGGUUAUGAAGGUGUUGGUGAAGUUUAUGCAGUUGGAUCUAAGGUCAAUGGUCUUUCUCCUGGUGAUUGGGUCAUUCCAUCUCCACCAUCUUCAGGGACUUGGCAGACUUAUGUUGUGAAGGAGGAGAGUGUGUGGCACAAAAUCGAUAAAGCGUGUCCAAUGGAGUAUGCGGCGACGAUCACUGUUAAUCCAUUGACGGCUUUAAGGAUGCUUGAGGAUUUUGUGAACUUAAAUUCUGGAGACUCUGUGGUGCAGAAUGGUGCAACAAGUAUCGUGGGUCAAUGUGUCAUCCAGUUGGCAAGACUCCGUGGCAUCAGUACCAUCAACAUUAUUCGUGACAGGGCUGGUUCGGAUGAAGCAAGAGAGCAGCUGAAAGCUCUAGGUGCAGAUGAAGUGUUUUCAGAGAGUCAACUCAAUGUAAAGAACGUGAAAAGUCUUUUGGGUAACUUACCUGAACCAGCUCUGGGAUUCAACUGUGUUGGUGGCAAUGCUGCUUCUCUUGUGCUCAAGUAUCUCAGGGAAGGAGGAACCAUGGUAACAUAUGGUGGGAUGUCUAGGAGGCCAAUCACUGUGUCAACAACAUCUUUCAUCUUUAAGGAUUUGGCCUUGAGAGGAUUCUGGCUGCAGAGUUGGUUGAGUAUGGGUAAAGUAAAAGAAUGCAGAGAGAUGAUAGACUAUCUCCUCGGGCUUGCACGAGACGGAAAGCUAAAAUACGAAACGGAAUUGGUUCCCUUCGACGAGUUCCCUGUUGCUCUCGAUAAAGCUCUCGGGAAGCUAGGUAGGCAACCUAAACAAGUCAUCACAUUCUGAAGCUUCCUUCGUGUGAGCCAUGUUAGUGUUAGCUAUUAAUGUGAUAAUGCAUGAUGUACUUUAUUAUACGGUAUCUGCGUCCUCUUGUCUAAUGUAUCAGAAAACAAUGAGAAUGUAAACGUCAUUAAAACCAAAAUAAAGAAAUCGUUAUGCU